Messenger RNA from Lepus europaeus (European hare), 5196 nucleotides. It is a transcript of the gene AHI1, whose product is annotated as Abelson helper integration site 1. The transcript has 27 exons. Bases 253 to 3822 code for a protein of 1189 amino acids. The record is from RefSeq and is a predicted model, not a curated record. Gene Ontology annotation, cellular component: ciliary basal body. Gene Ontology annotation, biological process: motile cilium assembly. NCBI's taxonomy places the organism in Eukaryota, Metazoa, Chordata, Mammalia, Lagomorpha, Leporidae. Gene Ontology annotation, molecular function: protein binding.
AGAGCCGGUGUUGCUGGCGGCUCCCGAGGUUGCGUGGGCUCCUCACGGCCGGCCCUCCCUGCUUGGGGCUGGGAGCCGCUUCGCGCCGCCCCGGGUGGAGGCUUGUGCGGGAGACGCCGCUCUGCGCGCUGGAGUGUCAACCUGGCGCUGAAUGUUGAACCUGUGAAAUGCCUUCUUAAUGACACCCGCAAAAGGAUCCUGAUUGAGUCAGUGCUUUACAUUAUUUCCUAAUGCUUGCCAUAAAGCUGAGAUAUGCCUGCUGUUGAGAGUGAAGCCAAAGUAAAAACCAAAGUGCGCUUUGAAGAAUUGCUUAAGACCCACAAUGAUCUAAUCCGUGAAAGAAAAAGACUGAAGAAAAAACUUGCCAAAUCUAAAGAAAACACUUCAGCUGACGCUGUCAGAAGCAAUCUUCAGAAUAUUAAAGAAAGUGAAAGUGAUGAUGUAAAAGCUACUAAUACAAAUAACCCAGAGAAGGGCAUGCGAGUCAGUAAAAACAAAUUGAGAAAUACUCAGUCUGCAGCUGAAAGUCCACAUGAUGAUGCUAGUGUAGAGGAAGACAAGCAAGGAAAGCCGAACAGAAAGGCUGGAAAGACAGCGCCCCAGGUGACUGCACAGGAAAUGGAAGCGGACACUCCGGAGAAGAAGGCAGAUUCUGCACAUCAGAAAGCACGACCAAAGUCGCAGCCCGGUGUGGAUCAUCAGCAAAGUGAGAAAGCCAGUGAGGGGCGGGAACGUGCCGCUGUGGAAGAGGAAGAACAAGAACUGAUGCAAGCGUAUCAGCUCCAGGUAGCUGAGGAAAUGGCCAAGGAGAUUAAGAAGAAAAUAAAAAAGAAACUGAAAGAGCAGCUGACUUACUUUCCUUCUGAUACUUUGUUGCAUGAUGACAAGUUAAGCAGUGAGAAAAGAAAAAAGAAAAAAAAGAAAGUUCCAGUUCCAUGUAAAGCUGAGACAAGUUCAUUGACCAUCUCUAAUGACCCAAAUGAAGGUGAACAAAAUAAGGAAUCUCCAGUUGAAGCAGUUACUUCAGAUGCUCAUCAAGAUGAUGAAAUAAACUCAAUGGAACAAAACACAGAAGACAACAUGCAAGAAAACACAAAACCUAAGCCCAAAAAAACAAAAAAGAAAGUUAAAGCAGUUUCAGAUGAUAAUGAAGACAUCGAUGGUGAUGGUGUUCAUGAAAUAACAAGCCGAGACAGCCCAGUUUAUCCCAAAUGUUUGCUUGAUGAUGACCUUGUCCUUGGAGUUUACAUUCACCGAACUGAUCGACUUAAGUCAGAUUUUAUGAUUUCUCACCCAAUGGUAAAAAUUCACAUCAUUGAUGAGAAUACUGGCCAAUAUGUCAAGAAAGAUGAUAGUGAACGGCCUGUUUCAUCUUACUAUGAGAAAGAGACUGUGGAUUAUAUUCUUCCUAUUAUGACACAGCCAUAUGAUUUUAAACAAUUAAAAUCAAGGCUUCCAGAGUGGGAAGAACAAAUUAUAUUCAAUGAAAAUUUUCCCUAUUUGCUUCGAGGUUUUGAUGAGAGCCCUAAAGUCAUCCUGUUCUUUGAGAUUCUUGAUUUCUUAAGUAUGGAAGAAAUUAAGAAUAACUCUGAGGUUCAGAACCAGGAAUGUGGCUUUCGGAAAAUUGCCUGGGCAUUUCUUAAGCUUCUGGGAGCCAAUGGGAAUGCAAACAUCAACUCAAAACUUCGCUUGCAGCUGUAUUACCCACCUACUAAGCCUCGAUCCCAGUUAAAUGUUGUUGAGGUGUUUGAAUGGUGGUCAAAAUGUCCCAGAAAUCGUUAUCCAUCAACAUUAUAUGUAACUGUGAGAGGACUGAAAGUUCCAGACUGUAUAAAGCCAUCUUACCGUUCUAUGAUGGCUCUUCAGGAAGAAAAAGGUAAACCUGUGUAUUGUGAGCGUCACCAUGAGUCAACUUCCGUUGAGACAGAACCUGGAUUAGAGGAUUCAAAGGAAGUGGUAAAGUGGAAACGACUGCCUGGGCAGGCUUGCCGUAUCCCAAACAAGCACCUUUUCUCACUAAAUGCAGGAGAACGAGGAUGUUUCUGUCUUGAUUUCUCCCACAAUGGACGGAUAUUAGCAGCAGCCUGUGCCAGCCGUGAUGGCUACCCAAUUAUAUUAUAUGAAAUCCCUUCUGGACGUUUCAUGAGAGAGUUGUGUGGCCACCUCAAUAUCAUUUAUGAUCUUUGCUGGUCCACGGAUGAUCGCUAUAUCCUUACUUCGUCAUCUGAUGGCACUGCCAGGAUAUGGAAAAAUGAAAUAAACAAUACAAAUACUUUCAGAGUUUUACCUCAUCCUUCUUUUGUUUACACGGCUAAAUUCCAUCCAGCCACAAGAGAGCUGGUAGUUACAGGAUGCUAUGAUUCUAUGAUACGAAUAUGGAAAAUUGACAUGAGAGAAGAUUCUGCCAUAUUGGUCCGACAAGUUGAUGCUCACAAGAGUUUUAUCAACUCUCUCUGUUUUGAUACUGAAGGUCAUCACAUGUACACAGGAGACUGCACAGGGAUGAUUAUUGUUUGGGAUACCUAUGUCAAGGUGAAUGAUUUGCAACAUUCGGUACGCCACUGGGCUAUAAAUAAGGAAAUUAAAGAAACUGAAUUUAAGGGAAUUCCAAUAAGUUACUUGGAGGUUCAUCCCAACGGAAAACGUUUGUUAAUCCACACCAAAGACAGUACUUUGAGAAUUAUGGAUCUUCGAAUAUUAGCAGCAAGGAAGUUUGUCGGUGCCGCCAAUUACCGGGAGAAGAUCCAUAGUACUUUGACUCCGUGUGGGACUUUCCUCUUUGCUGGGAGUGAGGAUGGAAUAGUAUAUGUCUGGAACCCAGAAACAGGGGAACAAGUAGCAGUGUAUUCUGACCUGCCAUUCAAGUCACCAGUUCGGGACAUUUCUUACCAUCCAUUUGAAAAUAUGGUUGCUUUUUGUGCAUUUGGGCAGAAUGAGCCAAUUCUUCUGUACAUUUAUGAUUUCCAUGUAGCCCAACAAGAGGCUGAAAUGUUCAAACGCUACCAUGGAACAUUGCCACUACCUGGAAUACACCAAAGUCAAGAUGCUCUGUGUACCUGUCCAAAGUUGCCCCAUCAAGGCUCUUUUCAGAUUGAUGAAUUUGUCCACACUGAAAAUACUUCAUCAAAGAUGCAGCUAGUGAAACAGAGACUCGAAACUGUCACAGAGGUGAUACGAUCCUGUGCUGCAAAAGUCAACAAAAAUCUUUCGUUGACUUCACCACCCCCAGGCUCCUCGCAACAGUCCAAGUUAAAACAGUCAGACCUGCUGGACAAACAGGCAAACAUUCUGGCUGCCACUGCUCACGAGAUCCUACAGCAGUUUGGUUUCCCUCAUACUGGGAUUAUCAGCGUAGAAAGAAGGCCUUGUAACCAUCAGGUAGAUACAGCACCAACGGUGGUGGCUCUUUAUGACUACACGGCAAAUCGAUCAGAUGAACUAACCAUCCAUCGUGGAGACAUUAUCCGAGUGUUUUUCAAAGAUAAUGAAGACUGGUGGUAUGGCAGCGUAGGGAAGGGGCAGGAUGGUUAUUUUCCAGCUAAUCAUGUGGCUAGUGAAACACUGUAUCGAGAACUGCCUCCAAAGAUAAAGGAGAGAUCCCCUCCUUUAAGCCCUAAAGAAAAAAUCAAAACAGAAAAACCUUCUUCUGCUCCUCAAAAGCAGUCUGUCAGUAAGGACAAGUCCCAGGACUUCAGACUGAGCUCGCAGUUGACACAUUCUGAAAUGGGCAAAGAACAGAGCCGUGAGGACCGUGGACACAAAGUGGAUGUGCAGGGGAAGAAAAAUGAGCAAACAGGCCGAAAAGUCACCCUAAUAGAGUAAAGAGUUGAAGAAGAAUGAAGACACAACCAAGUGCAGAGAAACAAAAUAACGAAUUAAACCAAAUGGAAUUUCUCCACAGAGUUCAGAAUUCUCAGAUACUAAGGAAGAAAGGAAAGAUCUAUUAUUUCGUCUCCUUACAAAAGAGUUCAGAAAAAUCAGAAGUGAGAUACAGGUGGAAAAUCAAUGUGGCCUUUGAGCUUAAUUGCUACAAACCAUUGUGACUAUUGUUGAUCAAAAUGUUGGUACUUGUGUUUUUAGUAAUUGCAUCAAAAUUACACUGCCAGUGUCAAAAAACAAUAAAGAGAAACCGUAAUUGCUCUUCAGUAAAUAUGAGUAAAAAGUGUUUGCAUUGUUAGGAUGUCCUUUAAGUAAUCAUUUAAUAUUGUAUCUGUAAUGUGGUUAUCUGUGUGAAUAUUAUGCUCAGAAUAUGAAAUCUCUGCUUUUGAAAUUACCUUUAUUUAAAAGAUGAGUUGCUUCAGAAUAUUGUGUAUUCAAAAUGGUUCCAGUAACAAAGGCAUUAAAACAAUCUGCUCUUUAGAAGUGAAAUUUGUUUUUCUGUUAAAUGAAUCCUAUAUGAUGUAACCUGGCAACCUAAACUAAAAAUGAUUUUUUUGGCUAGACUGGCAACAAUGUCCCAAAUUCCCUUUCAUUUUAAAUAAGGCAUUUCAUAUAUAAGCAUCAAGUAGUUGGUAGAUUUAGGUUGUUUAAUAUUUAUUUUAGUCUUAAUAUUUGUUUUUAAAUUAUUACAUUGCAUUAUUUAUUUGUUUACUUCCAUAAUAACAGUGUUGUCACUGUGUGACUGUGUUGUUCAGUUUGAUACAAUGAGGAAAUUAUUUUUGUUUUUGUUUUGUUUCUUUAAAUCUUCUUUCUCUAUUAUAUGAUAAUUCUGUUGAUAAAAUGGUUAGCUACAAGAAGAUCAAAGCUGACAUAAAAUUAGAAAAAGUGACUUACUGAAUUAGACAGUUGAGUCCAUUAAAAUAAGACGCGAGAGAGACAGUGUUGGGCAUUGAGGUGUAAAUUUUGGCCAGAUGUGUGUCUACCCCAUGUGAACUAUCUUCUAGUAAAAACAUAUUUGGCUCUUAUCCCUGCACAUUUGUAGAGGCGUAGAAAUUGAUAAACAUGACCAGCUGUGUACAACUUUUUUUAACAAAGGCAUUUCUGCAAGUGUUGAGUGGCGUUGGUGACUGCCGCAGCGUGCAGCCGCCAGUACAGGCGUCUGUUGUGAUGUUGUUCUUCUGGAUCCUUGCUUCUGUGCUUCAGGUACAGCUGGGCCCAGCCAGCUUGAGUUGUCCUUGUACAAACUUGGUUGUUGAUUUUUUGUCUUGUGAAUGUACUUGAUAAUUUAAAAAUAAAAAUAUGCAUCUCUCUGCAGUU